Messenger RNA from Phytophthora sojae, 582 nucleotides. RefSeq lists its product as hypothetical. The coding region runs from base 1 to 582 and encodes 193 amino acids. NCBI's taxonomy places the organism in Eukaryota, Oomycota, Peronosporomycetes, Peronosporales, Peronosporaceae. The record is from RefSeq and is a predicted model, not a curated record. The transcript has a single exon.
AUGGCGCUCCUCGCGCGCACCUUCCGGACGGUCGUGGGGCUCCCGUGGAGCACCCUCGCGCUGCUGGACAGGGCGAUGCGGUGGAGCGCUGAGCCAGAGCUCCUGCUGGAGGCUGCGACGUCCGAGAUCUGGGCCGAAGAUCUCUUCGCGCCCUGCUCCACCAAGUGCUGCCUCUCGUACAGCAACGACGACGUCACCGACAGCUCCGGCUCCGAGAUGUGCGACGAAGAAGACGAAGACGAGUGGACUUGCAGCGAGAGUGAGGAGGAACUGGACGGGUUCAGCUUCGCGGCCGACGGAGACGUUGACUUCUGGGGCGACCGCUGGUUCUGGAUUCCGUGCCAGGACGACGAGGAUUUUGCUGCUCAUAGUUGCUCGGACUUGAUCGACAUGAAGGACGCGGAGCAGGUGACCUAUGUUGCGGAGAGGUUGGUCGACUACGCCAUGCCAACGAUGGACCCCAACACGGACGCUGCAGUAGACUCUUGGAUCGACAAGUACGGAUCCAGCAGAUCGCAAGUCCGCUUUGUGACCAUGACGAUAGGAAGUUCAUCGACAGGGCUCUUCGUCACUGUCCUAUAA